UCUAUGCUGUCCACUAGUGAGUGGACGUUCCUAUAAAUCUCAUUAUAUAUAAGCAGAGCUCUGCCCGUGCAAACAUAGCUAUGUGCUUUUUCUAGAAAUGGAUAGUAGCUCACGGAACGAUUACAACGAAUUUUCCGAUAGUGCUACGUAUCUGCUGUAUAAAACUGAUUACACACCCCAGAGCUCGAAUAAUGAUCUUGACGGUUAUGAUUACCAGGGUUAUCACUGCCGUGUUUACAAAAGAAGAUGGUAUAUCUUGCUGAUCUAUUGUUCUGUUGGUUUUUCAAAUUAUAUAUCAUGGAAUACUUGGGAUCCCAUACAAAACACUGCGAAGUUUGUUUAUGGAUGGAAUAAUGGAAUUAUAUCUCUAUUGGCUGACUGGGGGCUUUUGACAUUGAUAGUUUUCCCUCCUUUUUACGCUGCACUUCUGAAGAAAAAAGGACUGCGGAGAUCAGAAUUAGUGACUAUAGGCUGUAUGUUUCUCGGUGCUUUUCUGAGAAUUAUUCCUUGGAGAAUGGGUCCAAUUAACACGCUAAUGAUAAAUGUUAGCCAAUUUUGUACCGGCGCGGGUGGUAUAAUUCCCAUGGCUGGUGCAAGUCUCCUUUCAAUAACCUGGUUUCCUCCUAGUGAAAGGAGGUUUGCGACAUCUUUAGCUUCUGGCAGUCAGCAGUUUGGUUUGGCUCUUUCGUUUCUCCUUGGUCCACUUCUUGUAGAAGAACCAAUUUCGGAUUCAUUUAAUUCGUCAUUUCUAGAGUUUGAAGCAGAAGAGACUAGGGUUGAGCUUCGAACUCAAUAUCGGGCUGAAAUUCAAACCUAUCUUAGAAUACAGUUCGCUCUCGUAGCGGUUUUAACUGCAUGUAUAAUCAUCUAUUUUCCUGCGAGACCUCCUCUUCCACCUUCUAAUUUGUCUAUCAGUGGUCGUCACUUUUUCGGCUAUUCUAUCCGACUUAUUGUGAAACAACGUAGGUUUUGGAUUCUGUCUUUUACUUAUGGGUUCUUCAGUGGGUUGUUCAAUUCCUAUCUAGCCAUUCUUGCCGUAGAUUUGGCCAGCAAUCCUCAUUUGCAGUUUUCGCAGUAUUGGUCUGGCUGGCUUGGAUUUGCGACUACCAUAAUUGGUGCUGCGACUAGUGUCGUGGUUGCCGCUGCGGCCGAUUUGCUCAGGGCUUACAACCCAAUCAAAAAAUUACUUUUGGCUUUGUUGACUACUGGGUUUCUUGCGUUUGGUGUGUUCAUUUUACUGGCAAAAGGCAUCGUUCACAUUGAAUUGAGUUCUAUGGAAAUGAGGGUAUUGGUUUAUGUUCUAGUUAUAAUUACAGGAUGUGCCUCUGCUAGUACAGUGCCUUUGAUUUUUGAAAUCGGAUCCGACAUACUCUAUCCGAUUCCAGAAGAGGUCAUUGGAUCUAUGCUUGUAUUGGUGCAAAAUACUUGCGGGCUCAUGUUUCUAAUGGUUAUGUUAGUCCCUGGCGUUGGCACAAACUGGCUUGAUUACGCGGUUUUUGGAGGUAUGCUAGCGUCUUUCCCUAUGAUCUAUCUUAUGGAUGACAAGAAUAGACGAAUAUCAGCCGAACUGUUGCCUAAUUAGUUUAGAAAAGUUAGUAUACGUAAAAGUUAGUAAAAGUUCUGAAUAUUUUGCAAAGAUUGUAUAUUUAAUUCUUAGUUAUGCAGUAGAAGUUACUUGUAAUUUUCAACAGUUGGUGCUAAUCAGAAUAGCUAUUAAUGCUAAGAAGU
Messenger RNA from Symsagittifera roscoffensis, 1728 nucleotides. Its product is annotated as solute carrier family 49 member 4-like. NCBI's taxonomy places the organism in Eukaryota, Metazoa, Xenacoelomorpha, Acoela, Convolutidae. The record is from RefSeq and is a predicted model, not a curated record. Gene Ontology annotation, molecular function: transmembrane transporter activity. Gene Ontology annotation, biological process: transmembrane transport. Bases 98 to 1582 code for a protein of 494 amino acids. The transcript has a single exon. Gene Ontology annotation, cellular component: membrane; intracellular membrane-bounded organelle.